Pseudophryne corroboree (corroboree frog) is the source of this 1080-nucleotide messenger RNA. RefSeq names its product paraneoplastic antigen Ma1 homolog. Bases 1 to 1080 code for a protein of 359 amino acids. The transcript has a single exon. The record is from RefSeq and is a predicted model, not a curated record. Lineage: Eukaryota; Metazoa; Chordata; Amphibia; Anura; Myobatrachidae.
AUGUAUUUGUGGUGUCAACAGAAAGGGAAAAAUCCCCAAAGGUGUUUUGGGAUAAAAGGAAGCUUUUCAGAAUUCUCUGAUAGUGAUAUAUUAUCAAAGGUCAGGACAUUGUAUGGCGUGUAUGAACCUUACAUAGUGGAUAAGUGGAGAGGAGAGUUGGGAGACGUCUGUGCUAUACUUAUAGAAACUGGAAAAGACCUAGAUGCUAGUUUAAUUCCCAGUAGGAUAAUAGCAGACGAAGACUCAGGAAGAAAAUGGGAUAUUCUUUGGCCUAGUCAUAGUCCGAGUGGCAGAGAAAAGGAUGAUGCUCCCAGUGCUCACAACCCCAAAAUGUCAUCAAUAGACGAAGUGGAUAGUGCUCCAAAAUCCAAAGAUAAAGAAGGGAGUGAUGCAAUGUCAAAAAAUAGUGAAGACCGAUUAGGGGGCCAGUUUGAGUCCAUAAUGGAUCGUGUCGUCACUCAGCUUGAGAGGUGGCAUUACGAAGGGAGCUAUAGGAGAUUACGCAUAUUUUCUGGAAUCCAGCCAAUACCUCAAGGGGAGGAAACUUAUGAAUCCUGGAAGGAAGCGGCUAAACAACAGACUGAGGAGUGGCAAUGUCCGGACCACAUAAAAAGACAACGAGUGGUAGAGAGUUUACGGGGACCUGUGAUGGGUGUAAUACAAGCUGCCCAGCGGAGUAACCCGAAUGCAACUCUUGAAACCUAUUUUGAAGCUCUUGACUAUGCUUACGGAACUCUUGAAGAUGUAGGGGGUUUAGUCUCGAGAAUACAUCACACUUUCCAGGAUUCGGGAGAAAAAUUAAGCACUUUUUUAUACAGAUUAGACAGAUUGUUGUAUAAGAUAGUAGAUAAAGAAGGACUGCAGAAAACAGAGGUGGAUGCAAGUAGGAUGAAACAACUAUUGAGAGGUGCAUUGACUGCAGACCCUGUAGCACAGAAAUUACGUUGUACUGAGACUCGUAUAAUUCCUCCUAGUUUUAAUGAUCUAAUGAAAGAGAUAAAGCAAGAAGAGACUUUGAUUGAGAUGAGAGAACGAACCAUAAAAAAGGUAAAAGUGGUGUUUCCUACUAUAGAAUCUUAA